Messenger RNA from Dichotomopilus funicola, 1887 nucleotides. RefSeq lists its product as uncharacterized. The transcript has 10 exons. Gene Ontology annotation, biological process: lysyl-tRNA aminoacylation. Gene Ontology annotation, molecular function: lysine-tRNA ligase activity; ATP binding; tRNA binding. NCBI's taxonomy places the organism in Eukaryota, Fungi, Ascomycota, Sordariomycetes, Sordariales, Chaetomiaceae. The record is from RefSeq and is a predicted model, not a curated record. The coding region runs from base 1 to 1887 and encodes 628 amino acids. Gene Ontology annotation, cellular component: cytoplasm; cytosol.
AUGGCCGACUCCACGAACCCCGCGGCCGCAGCGGCCACACCCGCACCCCCCACCGAAGAAGUCGCCAACCUGCACCUGGACGAAGUCACCGGCGAGCGGGUAUCCAAGACGGAGCUGAAGAAGCGGCAGAAGGCGCGGCAGAAGGAGGCCGAGAAGGCGGCUAAGGCGGCUGCUGCCCCGCCCAAGCCGGCUGGCAGCGGCUCGGGCAAGCCGAAGGGUGCGGCGGGGGAGGAGGAGAAGGAUUUGAAUCCGAAUCAGUAUUAUGAGAUUCGGACUAGGCAUGUUAAUGAGUUGCUGAAGAACCCCGAGACGAACCCGUACCCGCACAAGUUCCAGGUUACGUAUGAUGAUUCCAAGUUUACGGAGGAGUUUGGACAUCUCAAGUCGGGCGAGACGGCGGAGGAUAAGGAGAUUCGGAUUGCGGGCCGGAUUUAUAACAAGCGGGCGAGCGGGUCUAAGUUGAUCUUUUACGACCUCCGCACAUCAGCCGACACAGUCAGCAUCGGCACGCACCUGCAAGUGGUCUGCCAAGCGCAGCUGGUCAAGGAGGGCGCGGUGUCGUUCGAGAAGCAGCACGAGAACAUCCGCCGCGGCGAUGUCAUUGGCAUUGUCGGGUAUGCGGGCCGCACGAAUCCCAAGAACCGCGUCGCGGAGGGCAAGGAGGGCGAGCUGUCGAUCUUUGCGACGGAGAUUACGCUGCUGAGCCCGUGUUUGCAUAUGCUGCCCAGUGUGCGGUUCCCGUUUUCGGAUGGGGAGCAGAGGGCUCGUAUGCGGUAUCUGGAUUUGCUGUGGAACGACAAGAGCCGUGAGGUGUUGUGGCAGCGCAGCCGGAUGGUGCGCUUCAUUCGUGACUUUUUCCAUGAGCGCCGGUUCAUCGAGGUGGAGACCCCGAUGAUGCACGCUAUCGCGGGUGGUGCUACUGCUCUCCCCUUCGUCACCCACCACAACGACCUAGACAUCGACAUGUACAUGCGCGUGGCCCCUGAGCUGUUCCUCAAGAAGAUGAUUGUGGGCCAGUUCCACAAGGUGUUCGAGCUCGGCAAGAACUUCCGCAACGAAGGCGUCGACCUGACGCACAACCCUGAAUUCACAUCCUGCGAGUUCUACUGGGCGUACGCCGACGUCUACGACGUGAUGAACCUGACGGAGGAACUCGUGUCGUCGCUGGUGAAGGAGCUGACGGGCUCGUACAAGACGACGUUCACGACGCAGCACGGCGAGACGUACAACGUCAACUGGGAGGCGCCGUGGCGCCGGGUGGAGAUGAUCCCGGAGCUGGAGAAGGCCACGGGCGAGAAGUUCCCGCCGUACGAGGAGCUGCACACGGACGAGACGAACCAGUUCCUGAGGAAUGUGUGCAAGAAGAUGGGGGUCGAGUGCACGCCGCCGCUGACCAACGCGCGCAUGAUUGACAAGCUCACGGGCGAGUUCAUCGAGAGCACCUGCGUCAACCCGACGUUUAUUCUGGAGCACCCGCAGAUGAUGAGCCCGCUUGCCAAGUACCAUCGGUCCAAGAGAGGUCUCUGCGAGCGUUUCGAGGCGUUUGUGUGCAAGAAGGAGAUUGCCAACGCGUACACCGAGUUGAACAACCCGUUCGACCAGCGACUGCGGUUUGAGGAGCAGGCGCGCCAGAAGGACCAGGGUGAUGACGAGGCCCAACUUGUCGACGAGAGUUUCCUGAACGCGCUCGAAUACGGCCUUCCCCCGACUGGUGGCUGGGGUCUCGGUAUCGACCGUCUUGCUAUGUUCAUCACCAACAACUACUCGAUCCGCGAGGUGCUUGCGUUCCCGUUCCUGCGGGAGGAGAACAAGGGCACCAAGGAGAAGUUUGCGGCGGAGGUGGUGGAUGUGCAGCCGCUUCCGGAGGAGGGCAUCCCCCACAAAUAG